Ixodes scapularis (black-legged tick) is the source of this 4044-nucleotide messenger RNA. RefSeq names its product extended synaptotagmin-2 (gene Esyt2). Gene Ontology annotation, biological process: lipid transport. Bases 326 to 2767 code for a protein of 813 amino acids. Lineage: Eukaryota; Metazoa; Arthropoda; Arachnida; Ixodida; Ixodidae. Gene Ontology annotation, molecular function: lipid binding. The transcript is spliced from 22 exons. The record is from RefSeq and is a predicted model, not a curated record.
AUCCGAUUAUGAAUCGGCUUGCCGAUAUGUCGUCUGCGGUGUUGGUGUUGUUACUCAUGAUCGCGCACUGAGCGAGGUCUCGACGGGUAUACACCUUCAUUAACCGUGCCAAAGAUUGUGAAAUCCGAUCCGCCCGAACGGAGAAAGCGGGCUGCGUACCAUCUCCUAUUUGCGCGCCGGCAGUUGCGCGUCCAUUCGCUCUUCCGGGUAAAGCACGAUUUUCGACUGUUUGCAGCUGGCCGCCCUAGGCGUGGCUUGGUGAUUCUAGGCGAUUCCGUGUUGUAUUCUGCUUGACCGUCGAACCAACCAUCGGCAACCCGUCACGAUGGAUGCAAACCGGCCGUCGACGACGGAGACGCCAGCGGACGCAGAGCCUUUGCUGCCUGCCGAGAAACUUCCGGCGGAGAAGCCAGCGUCCACGGAACCCGUGAAGCAGGCCCGUGCCAUCCUGCGCACGACGCUGGGGUCUCUCGUGUACAAGUUCGCGAAGGGCAUGCUGAUCGCUGGCAGUCUCUACAUCAUGGGCUGGCUCAACUUGAGCCCGGCCUGGCUGCUUAUGGGAGUCGCCUCGUACGUGGCCCAAAAGAACUACAUCGAGCAGAAACGAAUUCGCACCGGCAUCACGAGUACGGAGCACGAGAAGGCGAGCGUGCUGGCUACUCUGGAAGACCUUCCCGCCUGGGUGUUCUUCCCAGACACAGAGAGAGCAGAGUGGGUGAACAAGAUCCUGGGUCAGUUCUGGCCCUUUGUGGGCAACUAUGUCAAGGACCUGAUCCUUGAGUCCAUCGAGCCGAGCGUCCGUUCCUCCCUGCCCGCCUACCUGCACAGCUUCAAGUUCGAGAAGAUCGACCUGGGAGAUGUGCCUCCUCGCAUUGGAGGGGUCAAGGUGUACAAGGAGAAUGUUUCCAGAAAUGAGGUCAUUAUGGACCUGGAGUUGUUUUAUUCAGGAGACUGCAAGUUUAGCAUCAAGGUCAAGGGCUUCAAGGCCGGCAUCAGGGACUUACAGGUGCACGGUCACCUGCGUGUGGUGAUGCGGCCGCUCACCAAGGAGAUGCCUAUCGUCGGGGGAGUCACUGUUUUCUUCCUCCGUCCUCCGGCCAUUGACUUUCAACUGACCAAUUUGGGACAAGUCCUGGAGGUUCCGGGCCUUAAUGACCUGCUCAAGAAGGCGGUGUCAGACCAAGUGGCAGCCAUGAUGGUGCUUCCUAACAAGUUCUCUAUGAAGUUGCAGGAGCAUGUGUCGACCCAGUCGCUGCGCUUCUCUCUGCCCUGUGGAGUCCUACGGCUUGAGGUGGUUGCAGCAAAGGAUCUGGUCAAGGCAGACAUCGGCAUGCUCGGUCUGGGCAAGUCUGACCCCUACGCCAUCAUCACAGUGGGAGCCCAAGAGUUCCGCACGCAGGUUAUUCCCAGCACGGUCAACCCAAAAUGGAACUUUUACUGUGAGGCAGUGAUCUACCAGAUUCCUGGGUGCACUGUGGACAUCGACGUGAUGGACGAAGACCAAAGCAGCAAAGACGACUUCCUUGGAAGGGUCUCUGUGUCAGUGAGUGACCUCCAGGACCAGGGGCAAGGCGACAUGUGGCUGACCUUGGACGACACCAAGUCGGGCAAGAUCCGCCUGCGCACCUUCUGGCUCAGCCUGACCACCGACACCGACGAUCUACCCCUGCAACUGGAGCGUGUCAAAUCCAUCUCAACCAAGACGCCACUGUCAACGGCUGUGCUGAUUGUGUUCCUGGAUUCGGCAAAGCACCUUCCAAAUGCGAGCCGCGCUGCGGGCGAGCCAAGCCCCCAGGUGCAGCUAGUGCUGGGUCACGUGGAGCGCUGGAGCUCUAUCAAGCAUAGCACAAAUGAUCCUGUCUGGGAGGAGAUCUUCUACCUACUGCUUGCUAACCCGGAGGUCCAGGAGAUGGAGAUCAAGGUGGUGGACAACAAGACCGGGCAGGUGCUGGGGCACUUGCCACUGCGUCUGUCGCGGCUGCUCAAGGAGGAGGGCCUGAAGAUAGACGAGCCACUCAUCCUCUUGGGAACGGGCCACCAGGCCAAGCUGAAGCUCACCCUGCAGCUGCGCCUCCUCCACAGCGCAGAGCGCAGGUCCUCCACUUCGGGCACCCCGGUGCAGCGGCAUCGUGCCAGCGUGCGCUCGGUGGACGAGACCGGCCCCACGGCCUCACCCUCUCAUCAGCAGCCCUCUCCACCCCCUCCUCCUCCACGUGGGAGCCCUCCUCCCAGCCCCAGGGUGGCGGCGGCCCCUUCCCUGGACGAGGUGGUUCAGUCGACGGUCUCGCCCAUCCUGGACAGCAUGGCCAUGGGAGAGAGGGCACUGGACGCCAGCCACAGGGACCCCCAGAGGGAAGUGCUGGGGGAUCCCGGUGCAGGAAAGCUCCAGCUGACGCUGCGCUACAGUGCGCAGAGGAGCCGCCUCGUGGUCGUGAUUCACAGGGCAGUGAACCUGGCCCACAAAGAGGGGGACGAUCUCCCAGACCCCUACGUGAAGCUGCACCUGCUGCCUGACAAGCUCAAAGAGAACAAGCGCAAGACUCAGACCUGCAGGAACUCCUGCAACCCUGUGUUCGACGAAACCAUGGAGAUUGAGGGGUCCCUCUCUGAACUGGAGGGCAGCACCCUGCAGGUGUCGGUCAACUCCAAGAGCGGCUCCUCCAUGUUCUCCCGGGGCAAGGUGCUUGGGUCCACCCAAGUCAGCCUGGCCAACCUGGACCUCACCAAGGCACACACCGACUGGUAUGACCUGGAAGUGGAUGCCUGAACUGAUCAGCUCCGUCACCCCAUCGGGGUAGCACACCGUCCGUAACCGGGUUCAACCUCCUGUCGUGGCUGUUCUGGCCUCUGCAUGCGACACUUCUUUGGGGGUAAUGCUUGCGAGGUUUUUUAAAGUUCUUGGUUGUUUCAGUGGGACUGAAAAAAGAAAUGGGAGCCUUGUUGAUUUUGUUUUUUACUUUGUUCUUUUUUUACACGUUUUAUUCUUUUGCAAACAUGUUUUAUUUUGUUUGGUUGUAACAUCGAUGGCGCUUUAUUUUUAUCUCUUGGUCUUGUCGUGCCUUUUGCCGUUAUACCUGCAAGGAACAAAUCUUUUUAUUUUGUUGAAGUUCGUGAAUUCCGUUCCUUUUACCUUUUGUGUUUUAUCCACCCAUUUGAAGAUUUUGGGUGUCCCUAUAUUACCCGAAAGACAAUGUGGAAGUGAGGUUAUGUGCACUUAUAUAAUUAUGGUUAACUGCACACUGUGUCUUUAACUAAGAAGCAUCCUUGGUCUUUGUGUCCCAGGCUGUUGCUCACAUCUUACACUUUAUUCUAGUCCAACAACUUUUAUGAGUUGCAACUGACCAUAAACUACCAAGCAUGAGCCUCUGCUAAAAUGGGUACCCAUGUUUUUAUUUUUGUGAAUUUCAGAACCGAAAAUCUGCAUGUGUAAGGGUCACGCAAGUGCUGAAAUUACAUAUAUCAUGAUUUUGGUCUGUUUGCUUUGUAUCUUACAGCAACCUAUAACUUCAGUUGCCUGUGCAAUGACCUCUAACCUUACCAACACUGAAAACAAAAAUAAUUCACUGCCAUUCUGAGUUGCAAAAGUCGUGUUCUACUUCUACCUGCUGAAGUAUCUUUCUUUUUUUUAUAUAAUGGAACUUAUGUGGAGCGGUAGAAUGAUGUAUAAGUGUCAUUGUAAUGGGACUGGUCCACGCACUUCCUGGUCCUUUUAAUUCCUUACACCUUCAUCUGUUGCACUGACAAUGUUUUUGACUGUUUGUGCCUUUCCAAUUAGGGAGCAUGUUAACGACACCGGCUGGGACAUGCACAAACAUUGCUUGUUCUGUUUUCAAGAUCUUGUAAGGAAAGUCUGUUGAUCCAGUCUGUUAUUUUAAUUUGCAUAAAUAUAUUCUUUUUUAUUGCACUCCAUUGCCGAGAUUUUAAAGGGCAAAUCUGUACUUCACGGUGAAACUGGGUACCACAAAGUUUCCUUUGCCCGACAUCCUUCGUGCUUUGGUAAAAAGGUGCCACGGAGACACUGUUAGGUUUUCACAGUGAAUUGUU